Messenger RNA from Symbiodinium sp. CCMP2592, 1200 nucleotides. Lineage: Eukaryota; Dinophyceae; Suessiales; Symbiodiniaceae. The record is from the annotation of a GenBank genome assembly.
AUGGCGUCCAUCUUGAAGAGUCAAGCGGCUUUUGAAGAAAGGGCCAAAGAAUGUGGUCUGGCGCAAGCUGAGCUCGAUGUGCUUGUGCGUAAGGGGCUGACUUCCUUGUCGCUCCUUGCCUUCAGCGUCUCGACCCCGGGCGAAGUGCCACAGGAAGCUGAACUCAGGUCCAUCCUUGACCCCACGGACCCCACAACUGUGCCGUUGCGUGCACUGUCGGCGCUGCGACGCCUCAUGUUUGAAGCUCAAACUUUGUCGAUCGCACAGCUCAAGAGCUCGAUUGAGGGUGAAGGUGAAAGGAAAGCCGAGCUGGCUCCUGCCGAGCGAGCAAAUCGCCUGGCCGAUCAGCGCAAAAGGCUCAUCGGCCUCAGCUUGACGGGCCCUCUGGAAAACGCUUUCAGCAAUUACACUUAUGUCGCUCAGGUCGUUGAUCAGGAUUGCCUUUCCUAUCUGGAGCCCCACAGGUUCCUCACCAGGGCCAUGGAAGUGAAUAGAGAGAAGCCGGGGAAGGAGUUGAUCUUAGAUGAGGGUUCGCGUAUGAGUGUCCGCGACAAAGCCCACAAGGAUAAGUGUGGCAUUCAGAAUGAGCUGCAGCUCUCCGAAGCCUUGUGUCGUAGGGCACUUGCCUGUGAUCUUCUGCAGCUCUGCACGUUUGCCUCCAUGGACAUGUGGCACAGGCAUCUGCUUGCAAAGCUGUCGGAACAGCCGCCUCCCUAUUAUGCCAAGGUUUCGAUGGAGCAGCUGCUCAGGUGCGACAAGGCGGCGUGGGUGCGCAUGAGUGAGCUCUUGACUUCUCUUAAGAAGGAUGAUUCCGGUAAUCUACCGAUGGAUGCCGCGCUGGACAAGCUUCAGUAUGAUCCAAAAAUCAUGAUGCAUCUGGCCCCGCUUCCUGGUGCUAAGUGGAAGGGCGAUGGAAAAGGCGAAAAGGGCAUCAAGCGCGAUGCCGAUGGCAAGCCAAAGUUGCCCCACCGUCCCAAUAAAGGCACUGGCAAAGGAAAGUGUCCUGAUGUGUUGUCCGACUCACGCUUGAAGCACAACUGUAGCAAGACCAAGAAGCGCCUGUGUUGGAAUUUUAACUUGCAGGCAGGAUGUAAGUUUGCGAAGGCGGGUGAGAGCUGCAAACGAGGCUUGCAUCUUUGUAUGUUCUGCGAGCAGCCCCACUCCCUUCUCCAAUGCCCGGCUUACAAAGUCAACGAGUGA